CCGACUGAACGUGACGUGCGAACCGGAGACGAGGAGCGAGGUUUCCUGGCGGAGCAGCGGAGGGAGCAGGAGCCGAGUCUUUAGCGCAAACCCCCUCCUCUUCAGCACACCGCCGGUAGCCAUGGCUCCAUCGCUGUCCUCCUGAGCUACCCUCACUCCGUGGCUGCUUCAGUAACCCCAGAAGAGGGAAGGAGGAAGAGGAGGAGGGGGCAUCCCUAUCGGUCUCCAGCUAUCAGGCUGACUCACCCCAAGAGUGCCUGAACACAUACGGAGAAGUUUCAGAGAACCUUCAAGCGAGGAGCGCUUUGAAACGGAGCUGAAGAAGGAAGGCGGGGAGAAGAGGAGAAGGGGGAGAGAGACAGACGAUAGCAAGUGAAAAGGGGAGCUGCAUCUUCGCUGACGAGGAGAAGAGAAAGUGAAUAUAGAGAAAGAACGAAGAAAAAGUUUAUUACAGAGCAAAGAAGGUGAAGAAAAGGUGCAGAUCCGUCAAAAGGUCGAGCUGACCGCUCCGAGUUCUGAGGGAAAACAACCUACCCACUACACCUCCGACUGCUGUCUCAGAAAGGUCACCACACUGGGAGAACUGGGAGAGCUGGUGUUGAGGAGAAGCCACCAUGAGCGACCAGAACGUCGUCAAGGAAGGCUGGGUCCAGAAAAGAGGCGAAUACAUCAAGAACUGGCGACCACGUUACUUUCUGCUCAAGACGGACGGCUCCUUCAUUGGAUACAAGGACAAACCCCAGGACUCGGACCUGGCCUAUCCACUCAACAACUUCUCUGUAGCAAAAUGUCAGCUGAUGAAGACAGAACGACCCAAACCAAACACAUUCAUCAUCCGCUGUCUGCAGUGGACCACCGUUAUCGAGAGGACCUUUCAUGUCGACACUCCUGAUGAGAGGGACGAGUGGGCGGAGGCCAUCCAGAUGGUAGCAGAGUCACUGGCUAAGCAGGAGGAGGAAGGCAUCCUGUGCAGCCCCACUUCCCAGAUCGAGAACGUUAACGAGGAGGAGAUGGACACCUCCAUCAGCCACUACAAACGAAAGACAAUGAAUGACUUUGACUAUCUGAAGCUUCUGGGUAAAGGCACGUUUGGGAAAGUCAUUCUGGUGAGGGAGAAGGCGAGUGGCACCUACUAUGCCAUGAAGAUCCUGAAGAAAGAAGUCAUUAUAGCCAAGGAUGAAGUCGCUCACACGCUCACAGAAAGUAGAGUAUUGAAAAACACUAGACAUCCGUUCCUAACGUCUUUAAAGUACUCCUUCCAAACCAAGGAUCGGCUUUGCUUUGUAAUGGAAUACGUCAAUGGAGGAGAGGUUCUGGAGGACAAUGACUACGGGCGAGCGGUGGACUGGUGGGGUUUGGGUGUAGUGACGUACGAGAUGAUGUGCGGCCGACUUCCGUUCUACAACCAGGACCACGAGAAGCUGUUUGAACUCAUCCUGAUGGAAGAGAUCAAGUUCCCACGGACCCUGUCUGCUGAUGCCAAGUCACUGCUGUCAGGGCUGCUGAUCAAAGACCCCAACAAACGGUUGGGCGGCGGGCCGGAUGACGCAAAGGAGAUUAUGAGGCACAGCUUCUUCGGCACAGUCGAUUGGCAGGACGUGUACGACAAGAAGCUGGUCCCGCCCUUCCAGCCGCAGGUCUCCUCAGAGACGGACACGCGCUACUUCGAUGAAGAGUUCACGGCACAGACCAUCACCAUCACUCCACCAGAGAAAUAUGACGAGGACGGGAUGGAUGCAGCAGACAACGAACGACGGCCUCAUUUCCCACAGUUCUCCUACUCAGCCAGCGGGCGGGAGUGAGCGCUCGGUCCCAGUCAGCCACCGUCGUCCCCAUUCGUGGCCAUUUUGAGGAAAACACGUAGCCAUUCUAGGAAAAAGAAAAUACCAGUCUCCCCUCUUUCUCCUCGUCUGCCUCGUCACAGCGGGGGAGAAGUCUUUUUAGGGACUUUAAAAGAGGUUUUUGCACAGUGGGAUAGACUCAAGCUGGUCUCCCCACACUAAAAAAAAAAAAAAAAAAGUCUCCUACAUCUUCAGCGCUAUUUACUGCAGAAGGCAAUGUUUUUGUUAUUUAUUUUUUAUUUUCUCUCUCCACCAGUAUUAAGUUGUUGAACCCAUGAUCUUUGCGAUGAUCUUUAUGUUUGUCGUUUCUGCCCUUUUUUUUUUUUUUUUUGAUGUUUUUGCACUUGGUUUCGAAGAGCCGUUUUAGGGAACAAAAAACCAAAAAUGUUGCCUUACGUGUGCAAAUGUUUUGUAUCAUGCAGACAGGGUGGUUUUGCUGUUGUCUGUUUGUUUAGUUUUUUUUCUUUCGGGAGAGGGCAGCCGGAUUUUGGGUCCGGAGGGGGAAGGGUUGUCGCCCUUUAUUCGGGGAUAAGCGCAUGGCUCCAGGUUCACUCAUUUCAAAAGGAAAACAAAAACAUCUGUUCGUUUUGUCAUGGUGGCACACCUUCCUAAUGCCAUGGCAAAGAAAAUCAGCUGAGAAAUAAGAAAUGAGUCUGUACCGUUUCCUUCAUGGCUGCAGCGUCGCUACUUUUUUACCGUAUCAGAUCGACUUUAUGGUUCCUUUUUCUGAAACACUAAACUGCCGCACAGCUCACUCAGGCGCUACAGAGCACAAGCAGGUUCAGACUCAGCUAAGCGCUCCAGCUUUCCACAGCCACACUCUAUCUCUGCUUCUCACUCCUCCUCUUCUGUUUGCUCGUCUUUGCUCUAAGACAAGGGG
Cyprinodon variegatus (sheepshead minnow) is the source of this 2721-nucleotide messenger RNA. It is a transcript of the gene akt3b, whose product is annotated as RAC-gamma serine/threonine-protein kinase-like. Bases 615 to 1802 code for a protein of 395 amino acids. NCBI's taxonomy places the organism in Eukaryota, Metazoa, Chordata, Actinopteri, Cyprinodontiformes, Cyprinodontidae. Gene Ontology annotation, biological process: protein phosphorylation. The transcript is spliced from 12 exons. The record is from RefSeq and is a predicted model, not a curated record. Gene Ontology annotation, molecular function: ATP binding; protein serine/threonine kinase activity.